UAUUUAUUUUCUUUUAGAGUCAAAUAGAAUCUGUUUUCUUUCACUAGAUCUAAGUCUAGAUCUAGACCUAAAAGAAUUAAAGUUAAAGAAAAAUCAAGUGAUUACUAGGAGCAAGAGUUUAUUUGAACAGUUUUUUCAAGCAACACAGAAAUGGGAAUUAUAGGUUUACAAAACAAUAACAAGAAAGCAUUCAAAAGCCAAAAGUCAACUAGAUGGCAAAGACAGUGCAAAGCAGAAAAGAAGAAAAAUCUUCCAGCUGCAUCACUAGACAUAGACAAUAUCCAUUUGUUUAGCAAAGAAAAAUUAAAAAAUAAAUUGAAAAAUCCUAAAAACAACAUAAAAAUCUCUGGCAAGAAGUUUAGGAGACUGACAAAAAGACUGGGGCAUCGAAUUAGAGAAAAAUCACAGAUGGAGAUUGAGGCCGCAGAGAAAACGUCCAGAUCAGAUUUAAAGCCAGAGGAUGAGGUAAUGCAGGAUGCUGGAGAAGAGGCAGUCACUGGCACACAGAUUACACCUCCAGCUCUACCAUCAUCGUCCUCAUCAUCAAGAAAGAAGAAGCGAGGAGGGAAGAAACACAAAAAGAAAACAGCGGAGCAGGCUGGAGGCAGUGAAGGGAAAAUGUUUCAGGAAGAGGAGGGGUGGGAGGAUGUGGACAUGGAGUAAAUUUUCUUCUCUGGUAUUAAAGUGU
This is a messenger RNA of Physella acuta, 688 nucleotides long. RefSeq lists its product as uncharacterized. Lineage: Eukaryota; Metazoa; Mollusca; Gastropoda; Physidae. The record is from RefSeq and is a predicted model, not a curated record.